Rasamsonia emersonii CBS 393.64 is the source of this 762-nucleotide messenger RNA. RefSeq lists its product as uncharacterized. The record is from RefSeq and is a predicted model, not a curated record. The coding region runs from base 1 to 762 and encodes 253 amino acids. The transcript is spliced from 2 exons. Lineage: Eukaryota; Fungi; Ascomycota; Eurotiomycetes; Eurotiales; Trichocomaceae.
AUGAGCUUUCAAGGCGACGGUGGAAACAAUUAUGAAGUCUUCAGAGAAUGUGUCUCAGGAUCGAUAGUCGAAAGGUCAAAUGAGGCCAAGAAGCCUGCAAGAGCAGCGAGAAGAAAGAAAGCGAAGAAACGUGCAGACACAGAAGACUUGACGGACAAAGAGCAAGAUCCUGAAGAGCUGGCCGAUUUUAUAGAUUUCAUAGCUUCGGAGACAUUCUCCGCACUGCCAGAAGAAGUACAAACCCUCUCGUAUUCGGCCAUUCAGCGUGAUGACUCGUUGGCCCGUAAAUACAAGGAUCCAAUGAUCCCACGCUCACUUCUGGAGUCCCUAACGGCAGCCGUUCCUGUGACUGUGUCUGAAUCUCUGGCCGUAUAUGGCAUCAUUCCCGAGUCCACAGACCUGCCUGAUUUUCUUCGCCCCAUUCUGUCGGACUACAUCUCGUCCGUGACGGCAGGACCCCCCGUCUGGGCUACCACGCGCACGAUGGCCUGUGAGAUCUGCGAUCGAGACUGGAUCCCGCUGUCGUACCACCAUCUCAUCCCCAAGGAGGUUCAUGACAAGGUGCUGAAGCGGGGGUGGCACGAGGAAUGGAGGCUUAACAGCGUCGCGUGGCUCUGUCGGGCCUGCCACAGCUUCGUGCAUCGCAUGGCGAGCAAUGAGGAAUUGGCUCGCGAAUGGUACACUGUUGACCGGAUCCUGCAGAGAGAAGAUGUGCAGGAUUGGGCGAAAUGGGUGGGAAGAGUCAGAUGGAAGGCACGGUAG